AUGCGCAAGAAGUACCAACGAAUUAGUGUCUCCUCAGGAGAGGAAAAUAUUGACGAGUCAUUCGCCUUUCUUAUGGAUAUCUUGAAACGACCUAGCUUGGGUAAUUAUGUGCGCCACGUUGAAUGCUGCAAAUCAAUAUAUGAGUAUGGGCAUAUCGACUACAAGGAAGUCAAGUCUCAACGAGACUUGAGCAACGAGGAGAUGAAUCUUGUGCGAAAUGCCGUCAGGAAGGGUGGUUUCAAAGGUACCCAAGAGGAUAGAGUGGUCAAUAUGCUUAUGCAGAGGAUGGAAAAAACGGCAGCGCUUGCCUAUCGAUAUCGUGAGAGUAUCGGUACAUUCAUCGCCCAAGCCUUGACUGCUAUUCUGAUUGUGGUAUCACCGAACCUUGUGUCGAUGGCCAUGACACCUCCCUGUCGCCUGAGUUCUAAACGCGUAAUCGACUUCCCGCUUGCAGAGCUUCUUCAUCAAGCCAAUGCCAGUCCCGAAAGUAUGCCAUAUCUUCGCAACCUCCGCAAUGUUUAUCUCAUUAACAAAAAUGAUGAUUCUGAGAGUCGCUUCUAUCUCCCAAUGGAGUUUUCUGGCUGCUUAAGGCUAUUUGACAAUCUCCUGUCAAUUGAAUCCGUCCGCGUUGAUAUAAUGGAGGAGGAUGGCAACGAAAAGCUUGCAUUCAAAGAAAAAUGUUCCAAUAUCACCAAGAUAUCCAUCCAUCAUUCUUCACUUGGUUCUCUCUACCUCACGAAUCUGAUAUGGUCGUGUAGAGUCCUCAGGGAGUUCCAGUAUUCUACCGGAGGUAGAGCAAGUAUUGAAGGAGGGUCUCCUAUGUUCAAUCCCAAAGCAUUCAUUAAAGUCCUUUGCGCGCAUAAGAAAACAUUGGAAAUCCUUGAUGUCAAUACAGGCGAUGGAGUUUAUGCAUUCGAUAUCGUUGACGAGGAAGAGAGAGACCACCGAUUCAAUCACCAUGGGGGGCCAUUUGAAUACCACAUCAGCGACGAAACCUGCACAUUCUACAAAUUGAUAUGGACAUACGGCGGGUCACUGAAAGAAUUUGUGGCCUUGAAACGGUUGAGCUUGGAUAUAAACGUUAUGUUAUACUUUGCCGCUGGUGUUAGUGGAGAACCCUACAAGAAGGGGACAAAGUUGGAUUUGGUAGACUGUCUGCCAGUUGGGCUAGAGUAUUUAUGUGUUCGGGGAUACCAGAAGGGCGAGAACGAGGAGCACGAUAAGCAGAUGGAUGCUUUAAUGGUCUUCUACAAGUCCGGGUCGUCCCAACUGACAGAGGUGAAGGGAAUCGAUGAAUUGAUUCCUAAUGCUGAGGUGGUUCAGGAUCCAGAUGAAGACGAUCAUUUGUUGUGGUCAUUGGAGGAGAUGGGAUAUGAGAGUGAUUAG
Penicillium vulpinum is the source of this 1386-nucleotide messenger RNA. RefSeq lists its product as uncharacterized. NCBI's taxonomy places the organism in Eukaryota, Fungi, Ascomycota, Eurotiomycetes, Eurotiales, Aspergillaceae. The coding region runs from base 1 to 1386 and encodes 461 amino acids. The transcript has 2 exons. The record is from RefSeq and is a predicted model, not a curated record.